Messenger RNA from Gongylonema pulchrum, 1125 nucleotides. NCBI's taxonomy places the organism in Eukaryota, Metazoa, Nematoda, Chromadorea, Rhabditida, Gongylonematidae. The record is from the annotation of a GenBank genome assembly.
AUGGAAAAAUUAGGCGAAAAGCCCCUAAUUUUUGUUCGUGUUUGUUGUGCCGCAAGCAUUUAUCGAUGCCGCCGAUUGCUUCGCUCACGAGCUUCUUUAGAACAGCAUAAAAGCGAAGAAGUGUGUCAUUUGGAAGACACACUUCGUGCACUGGACAUCGGCCAACUUCCAGCGAAUGUUACUGCUGGAAAAGUUUUCGCAGAUCUGAGCAGUAUGGCUGAGAAACGAAUGACCAAAUGCAAGCAGAAACCGCAACCGUUGCUAACAGCAUCUCUUACCGAUACACAGUGGGCCAAGAUAGCGGCAUUAAAUGAGAAAUUGAUCCAGGAAUAUGGCACCAGGAUUCAGCUGUUGCUCAAGCGACUCGAUGUCACAAUCCAGUCGUUCACAUGGUCCGAUCGCAUUGUAAAAAUGCAGGACAAACUCCAUGAAACUUAUCGGCAACGUCGUGAUCGAAUUCCUGUAGCUUCAAAAGUAUCGAUGUGCGAUCUCCUUGCAGCAACUGUUAGCCUUCUCACCGUUGAUAAAGUGCUAAUGGCCGAUCGUCCGGGUGAUCGUGGUGGUAGGCCGUCCGAGUUGCGAGCUCCGCCACCAGAAAUGCCAUCGUGGAAAAAGGAUCGCGCCCCUGGAGGUGGGCAGCAAGGCGGGUAUCAAGGUGGUGGUGGGCGAGGUGGUCGAGGAGGACCACAGGAUAGCUAUGGUAGAGGUGGAUACCAAGGGGGUGGAGGCUACCAGGGCAGUGGUGGAUAUGGCGGUGGAGGUGGCUAUCAGGGUGCUGGAGGAUACGGCGGAGGCGGCUAUCAGGGUGGUGGGGGAUACGGCGGAGGCGGCUAUCAAGGUGGCGGGGGUUAUGGCGGAGGUGGCUAUCAAGGUGGCGGGGGUUAUGGCGGAGGCGGCUAUCAGGGCGGUGGAGGAUACGGUGGAGGAGGCUAUCAAGGUGGUGGAGGAUACGGCGGGCAUGGUGGAUAUCAAGGUGGUGGAGGAUACGGUGGUGGCGGAGGAGGUUUUGAAAGUCAGGACGUCAAAGUCAAAGUUAUGGAAGAGGUGGAAGAGGAGGAGGACGUGGCGGUGGGCAGCAGCGUGGGUACCGGUAGAAUUCUGCAGACUGCCGAUAAUUUAUCGUAG